Messenger RNA from Acaulospora colombiana, 2750 nucleotides. NCBI's taxonomy places the organism in Eukaryota, Fungi, Glomeromycota, Glomeromycetes, Diversisporales, Acaulosporaceae. The record is from the annotation of a GenBank genome assembly.
AUCAGACUUAAGCGUCUUGCUAGACUCGCCGGUUCUGCGAAUAAUGCAGACAACUCGUCGUCAACACCAAGUGUUAGUCAGGAAGCUGGUCCAUCCUCAGCCGCCCAAUCCCCCACGCCCACUUCUGCUUCGAAUAAACCAUCCAAUGAACCUGUCCCUAGAUCUACGGAAAAGUCAAGGUUACUCGCUAAUGCGAACAUUACCUCCCAACCGCUGGUGCCAAAACCUGCAAGCCGCAUAACCAUUUCUUCCAAGCCAAGCACCCCAGUUGCAGAUUCAUCGACACAUAAGCCUAAAGCAACGUUUUCUCCCUUCGUGUUUGAAAAGUGGGAAGCGGAGACAGUUGAGACAGUGUUCGGUGUGGCCCUUGAUAAAGAUAUCGCGGAGAAAGUAAAACUCGUAUGGCUCAAAGGUUUGGCUGAGGAGAUAAUCGGUGAAACACCAGGUGUAGCCAAACCCUUGCGUGCGAAGGGUGAUAUUGCUGACCAAUUACUCAUUGGAAGAUUGGAACUCGAUCCCAAUUCAAUGAGUGAUGAUCAAGAGCAACUGGCUGUACUUGCAUCCAUUCCCGCAAGUCAGACCUCAUUCGAGUAUCUUGUUGGUUGUUGGAAACGACUGAAUUCGCAAAAAGCCUCCUUAUCGCGAAAGGGUUUACAACCAAAAGAGCUGGAAAGGGCAAAUGCUCUUCUAGAGAAACUGCGAGAGCUAGUCAUUAGCUAUGCCGGAUUCACCUUACAAGACCCCUCUAUGUUUCCCCAACCAUCUAACGGGAAACCUCUUGGGGCCGCCGAACUCCUCCCAUCGCUCUAUGGACUCGGCUCAGCCCCUUCUAUAUAUUCAGUGGCGUCUGAAUCAGCGACACUUCUCAAUCCAACUGGCGAACUCGAAUCAUUCCUUUUAGAUCUCGUCAAAAGAUUUGACAAAGAUGGAUUGGAAGAUGUUCUAGGAGACGUAGUCCGCAGAAUCGUUUUCAGUCCGAAUCUGGCCGUCGGAAUGGUUCACACGGCUUCUACUAUACCCCUAGGACUCACGCCAUCAUCUUGGCGGUCUUCUGUUGCGGCUCUCGAGUGCCUCUUCGGUAUAAAACCCAUUGCUGCAAUGAUCACCCGCCUCCCGGAAUGGAAUCCUGAAUUGUGGAGUGAAACAAACCCUGCUGGAGCCAAAAAUGGGAACGAGCACGAAAAACGUAGCAUUCUCGGCAUGGUCAUGCGUUUAGGCGUCUUUGCGAGGGAUUGGCCUCCGACGCGACUCUCAGCUCAACUCUCGUCAGCCUUCGGCGUCGUGAGGGCCGGGCCAGAAUCACGAGAGGCUUUCCUAAGCUUUGUUGCAAGAGUGGUUCAACUGAACAGGAAACGAGCGGCCAUCCGGGUCAAAUAUGAAGAACAAGCAUGCGAUUCUUUUAUUCACAACCUCAAUUACGUGCUCCUUCGUCUAGCGGAACCCUUCAUGGAUGCCCAAUAUAAACAGAUGGAGAAGAUCGACCUUAGAUACUACGAACGUUCGAAGAGGAUAUCACUGCAAGGUCUCACUAGAAUAAAUGCGACACCUCCAGAGAUAGAGGACUGGGAGAAAGGAGCAGACGCCCCUGGACCGUCUCCGAAUUUCGUAUCAGAUGUGUUUUACUUGCUUUCUGCGGUCAAUCACAUUGGCACAGGACCAAUGUCAAACUAUCUCUCAGAUAUGGGAAGACAUGUACGAGAUAUCAAAAAGCAACUGGAAAUGAUGGAGAAGGAUGAAAGUUGGAGAGGAGGACCAAUGCAAAAUCAAAUCGAGACAGCCAUCAAGCAGGGAAAGGAGCGAGUGUCCAAGAUUUACGCCGAUAUGGAAUCCAUGUAUGUUGCUCUUCUCCAAGAGGAAUUUGCGUCGCGAAGCGUCAGCUUUGCAAACUUUGUAUCCGUAUGGCUUCUUCGGUUGGUCGAUCCUGCAAAGCGGCAUCCACGAGAGACCAUCAAGCUUCCGUUGCCAGACGAGGUGCCGUUGGUCUUCAAAGUGCAACCUGAAUACAUGUUCGACGAUGUCGUUGAAUUUUGGGACUUUAUGAUCAAGUACAAGCCAACCAUGUUUGAAUAUACUGGGCAAAAGGAGAUCAUCGAUUUUGCGAUCUCGUUUUUAACGUCGACCUGGUACAUUACCAAUCCAUACCUGAAAUCAAAACUAGUCACACCACCCACUCAGCUUAAAGUUCUUGAUGAUGGGAAUGUCUCUGACUCCGCGCCACAGAGUGCGAGAAAACUGGGACUCACACACAGUUCUAUGAUAAAUUCCAUAACCAAGGCUAACACAAAAUCAUAUAGACGGGACAUAGCAGAAGUCAUGCAAAGCGUUUGGCGCGACCCGACUCAUAGAGGAGUUAUGGAAAACUUUACGAGUAACCUGCAGGAAUUCAUCAAGUUUGCAAACCGCCUUAUGAAUGACGUUACAUUCAUGCUAGACGAGCUUCUCUCUAAACUAGCCGAGAUUAAGAAGUUACAACUGGAGAUGGAAAAGAAGGAAGAAUGGGAAGCGUUGACGCAAGAACAACGAGAAGAUGUAUUGUCCAAAUUACGAGCAGCCGAGUCCAUCGUCGAGCCCUGGACCAUCUACUCCCGCGAAUUCUUGUCACUUCUCAUUGAAUUCACCGGCUCGACCAAGGCUCCAUUUGUAUCUUCCGAGAUAGUGGAUCGACUUGCAGCAAUGUUAAACUAUGUCUUGGAACAAUUGGCAGGGAAAAGGUCCUCGAACCUCAAAACAAAGGACCUCAGCAAAUAUGG